AUGAUAAAUGUGAUACUUCAUAUAGAGCUAGUUAUUAAGCUAUCUAUUGGAUACUUCGUAAUUGAUCUUCAUAGUACAGGGGAUGAAAAAGGGUACUAUUUUAUUCACGUUUUUGUAGGAAAUCCACCUCAAAAACAAAGCCUAAUUCUUGACUCUGGCAGCUCACAAAUUAGUUUUACAUGUAUUACAUGUUCAAAUUGCGGUAUGCAUGAUUACCCCCCAUUUGAUAUAACAAAAUCGACUACUGGUAAGAGUUGUAAUAGAAAGCUAAUUGGCAGCGAAAAGUGCACAUAUUUUCAUCGUUUCAAUGAAGGGAGUAUUAUUUCUGGAAAAUACUUCUCCGAUAUUGUGAGCUUUGAAAAUAUUCAUGAAGAAUACGGAAUAACUAAGGAUAAUCUCAAAAUUAAAUAUGAUUAUUUGGGUUGUAACGAGCUAGAAACUAAAAAAAUAUACCAUCAAAAUGCGACCGGAGUGUUUGGGAUUGGAUUAAAAUCUACUAUGGAUGAUCGUAUCAACAUAAUUAAUUUCUUAUUAACUUCAAUAGGAAAUACUCUAAACAUUAAUGAUUUCAAUAAUAUCGUUAUUUCUAUUUGCCUAUUAUAUUCAGGUGGAAAGAUUAAAAUUGGAGAAUACAAUGAAAAAAUCAUUGAUGAUCAUUUGAAUUUAUCAGAUAAUAAAUUCAACUAUAUUUAUUGGAUUCCGAUUCUUUACCCUUCAAAUUUAUACAAAGUGAGAUUUGAAGGGAUAUCAAUUGGGAAUGGAAAACUAAGUUUAUUGGAUAAAAAAAAACCACUUUUUGCUAUUAUUGAUAUAGGCUCAACCUUUUCAUUCCUCCCAACUAAAGUGUACAACAAAUUAUUUAGUAAGUUCUCUAAAAUUUGCGAGUUCUUAAAUAAACUUAAUAUGAACGAAUGCAUUACGAUUGGCCAAUCUCUAUGUCUAUCUGACCCUAUAAGAAUCAGUUCGUUAUUUCCUACAAUUAAAAUAAAAUUUGGAGGCCAAGAAAAUUUAAUCAACUGGUUAUAUACCUCCUACCUAAUAAAAAGAAAAAAAGCAUGGUGUAUUGGAAUAAAAGAGCAAACCUCUGAUCAAAAUCGUAUUAUUCUUGGAAUAAGUUUUUUAAAAAAUAAACAAAUCAUUCUGGACCCUAGAAAAAAAAGGAUUGGAAUUGGUCUAAAUGAUACCAUCAAAUGUAAGGAUGAGCGAAAUUAA
This is a messenger RNA of Cryptosporidium ubiquitum, 1212 nucleotides long. RefSeq lists its product as uncharacterized. Gene Ontology annotation, biological process: proteolysis. NCBI's taxonomy places the organism in Eukaryota, Apicomplexa, Conoidasida, Eucoccidiorida, Cryptosporidiidae. Gene Ontology annotation, molecular function: aspartic-type endopeptidase activity. The record is from RefSeq and is a predicted model, not a curated record. The transcript has a single exon. Bases 1 to 1212 code for a protein of 403 amino acids.